AAAACUGUACGAGGCGGCGCGACGCAAUUCUUGCACAAUAUUUUCUGAGCUCUCGAAUGCCGGACGCGCGACGCGCUCGCUGAAUAUUCGGUCAAAACUUGCCCACUUUUCGUGCUUGCAUACAAUUUUAACCAAACAGUACACGAAGUUGUGACUUCUGUUCUUUUUUAAGUAUUCAUUGUAUUAAAUUGUGUCAUACAACCUUCAACGACUGGAGGCGUUACAGUAUAAGUUCGUAACAAGGCCUACAGUUGCGACAAUUUGUUGGAUAGCCGCCUAAAGAGCUAAGAUUUCAUUAGGAGCUCGAGAAGAGUUCGAACAAUUCUAUUCAAAAUGGUACCUCAAAAGAUCACCUGUCCGAGUCGAAGCGACGAUAUCGGAAAUCUGUCCAUCAACUCAAACACCAAAAGAUAUGGUUUUUUCGCAAACGAGUCACAAGACUCAAAGUAUUUUGAAAGUGGUAGACAUAGAUUGUUUAAAGUCAAACAAGGAACAGGAGACGAACGGCGAGACCGGAGUAAUUGCCGGCGGAAUCUUGGAAGUGAUACCCUCGCUGUCAACGCCCGCAACCAGCUUUUCAGAGGAAUUUUUGAAACUGGAGCCAACUUACGACAGCACCAUGUUUCACGAUUCGGAUUGCGAGUUCUUCCAAGAUCUGGUGCAGUGGUGCUCAGAUCCCGCCAAGGAAGAACCAGUACAGACCAUUGAUUCCACUAAAGUAACUGAAGAAAGGGCACACAACAACGACAUAUUACAUACACCCUUCUCACCGCAAGGUUGGGAAGCAAUCGACCCUAAAUCCCCAACAGCUCCGGCUGGCGCGUAUAUUAGUCCAGAGGAUUCGCUCUCGCCCGGUUUGGUCGGGAUCGGACAAUAUACCAAACCGCUGACUCCUCAAGGUCUCUGCAACACCAACACGAUGCAGUACCAAGAAGAGUUUCUAGAUUUCAACAACAUGCCGGUUGUUUUCGGGGACUUAGAGUCGGAGAAGCCAGUCGGAUUGGAUCCUGCGCAAGCAGCAGGAUUGUUCGGCUGGGAACAACACACAUACAACACCAAUGACACAAAUACACACUUAGUAAACACACAAAUGCCCUUUGAAGAAGAUUCAAAACUUGUAUCGGUUAUACCUAGGGAAUUGGAGAGCAACGAUGUUAUUAUAACGGAAGUGAUAUUUGGGCCCAGUCCGGCCCAGGCGAGGGAUGUUAAGGUUGCUGGAGGAAAGCAGAGACAGGGGCUGACUGUGAACAUCCCGGCGCGUACUUUCGGCUGGCCCACUGACCUCAUCAGCACGCCGGACGUUGUCAACUGCGUGGAGCAGCUAGAAACGGAUAAUCUUCCUCUAUUGCCUAUGCUGACGACGGACGAGUGGCCGGUCGAAGACACCGAAACAGUCUCGGGAGAGGUUGAGGUCAAGAAAUCGCCACCACCAGUGGACUACGAGCCGAUCACACCAAAGAGUGAAUCUCAGGCAGAGUCUGAGAAUGAAGAACCCUACACGAGGAGGAAGCGGCGGUACGACAGCGAAGUAUCCGACGAAACGUACACGCCAUACCAAGAAACAACCCCUCGUCGCAAAUACACCAGGAGAAAACCUAAUAUUCCAAUCGUAGACAUGAUCAAGGAGUUGGAAGGCUCACAACCACUGAAGAAGGCGAAACGGGGACGUCCACCCAAACGGAGAGACAGCAACGUCUCUUCUAUAUGCAGCAUCGACGAAAACUCAUCUAUAGCGUCAACGCACGAGACAAACUAUAGAAAAUUAAGAGACAAAAACAAUGAGGCAUCCAAACGCUCCAGAAUGAAUAGAAAACUUAAAGAGUUACAAAUGGAACAGCAAGCGUUAGAUUUGGAGGAAAAAAAUAAAAAGUUACAAAUCAAAGCGGACAUCCUCGAAGAUAUGACGAAGCGAUUGAAAGACGCCCUUAUGACAGCGAUUUUGCAUAAACAAUGAACGUAUUGAUUGAAUUUGUAUAUACGGCUCAGUUUUACGCUUUGCGUUUUUUGUUCGUUCAGCGUGAUUUUUCACAUAUGCACGCUAUAUACAACGAUGUUGUAUAGCCUAGAUGGUAGGCAUACUGGGAGUAUGUCGUAGUAUAUAUAGCUUGCUGUGACUUUAAAAUCGUGAUAAGCAAUCAAGGGGUUUUGGAUGCGUCGUUGUUUCCAAAUUAUCUAGAACUUGAGAAACAGCACAAUGCUAAGGAGAAGUAAAAUAUUAUUUAUAGAUUUAACCUUUUAUUAUUCUUAAUUAACUAGUAGAGACACGUUGUGUUUUUAUUGCCGCUUAACUAAGAGAUACCUAUAAGGCCUUGUUAAUUAUAUUUUAACGAUAUUUUCAUGAAAAAUUAAAUUUAUUGUAAUUAAUGUACAUAUAAGUAUGAAAUAAAAAAAGUACAGUAACGUUUAUAGAUUGGUUAUAUUUUGCAUGGUGCAUAUUGAAAAUAAGUUAAAUUGAUUGUUUUAUUAUGAAUUAAAUGAG
This is a messenger RNA of Chilo suppressalis (striped riceborer), 2479 nucleotides long. The record is from the annotation of a GenBank genome assembly. NCBI's taxonomy places the organism in Eukaryota, Metazoa, Arthropoda, Insecta, Lepidoptera, Crambidae.